Molecule: messenger RNA, 1059 nt
Organism: Hipposideros armiger (great roundleaf bat)
Lineage: Eukaryota; Metazoa; Chordata; Mammalia; Chiroptera; Hipposideridae
Gene: CYLC2
Product: cylicin 2
Exons: 6
Coding region: 1-1059 (352 amino acids)
Cellular component (GO): nucleus
Molecular function (GO): structural constituent of cytoskeleton
Source: RefSeq, a predicted model, not a curated record
AUGUCUUUACCAAGAUUCCAAAAAAUAAACUUUGGGACAUAUGACAAUUAUAUUCCAGUCAGUGAAUUAAGCAAAAAAUCAUGGAAUCAGCAACACUUUGCCCUGGUAUUUCCCAAACCACAGCGGCCAGGAAAAAAAAUAAGAUCAAGACCUUCCCAACUACAAGAUAAUACUUUGAAUAUAUACGAUGAAAACAAAUUAAAGGGAGAUUCUAAACAACCCUUAUGGAUGCACCGUUCUUUAAUGAGAAUUUCUGAAAGACCAUCUGUUUAUUUGGCUGCCAGGAGACAGCCUCCAUAUAAACCAAUCAAACGCGCCCAGGAAGAUGCUGAAGUAGCAGGUGUAGAGAAACCUUUAUCUCCAGCAAUAGGUGAGACAGAUACAAAAGACAAGAAAGCAGACAAGAAAGCAGACAAGAAGGACAAAUCAGAUACAAAGGACAAGGAGUCACCUACAGAAUUAGAAACUGAAAAAGGAGACACCAAGAAAGAUUCAAAAAAAGAUAAGAAAGGUUCACAGAAGGACAAGGAGUCAACUACAGAACUGGAAGCUGAGAAAGGAGACAAAAAGAAAUAUUUUAAAAAAGAUAAGAAAAGUUCAAAGAAGGGCAAGGAGUCAACUACAGAAUCAGAUGCUGAAAAAGGAGACACAAAAAAAGAUUCAAAAAAAGAUAAGAAAGAUUCACAGAAGGGCAAGGAGUCAACUACAGAACUGGAAGCUGAGAAAGGAGACACAAAGAAAGAUUUUAAAAAAGAUAAGAAAAGUUCAAAGAAGGGCAAGGAGUCAACUACAGAAUCUGAAAAUGAAAAAACAGAUGCAAAAAAGGAUAAGGAUGGGAAAAAAGAUACAAAGAAACCCAGUGAAAAAGGUGAUGAAUCAAAGGACAAGAAAGAUGACAAGAAAGACAAUGAUAUAGAACUUGUUGAUUCAAAGGAUUCAAAGAAAGAUGCAAAGAAGGAUUCAAAGAAAGAGGCAAAGAAGGAUUCAAAGAAAGAGGCAAAGAAGGAUUCAAAGAAAGAGGCAAAGAAGGAUUCAAAGAAAGAUGCAAAGGACAAGUAG